AUGACUGCUAAUAAAUUGACCCUGUUCGGCAGUCCCUGGUCAUCACCCACUUGGAUAAAGCACGAGGGGCCAUAUAGUCCGUUGAAUGGCGGUCCUCUAAUUGGUCAGCCGGGACAACAGUACUUUGAGACCUGGGCCAAUUAUUUUAUUUCUGGUCGCAUACAAAUCCAAUUGAAUCGACUUAUGGGGGCUGACCGUCCAAAAUGA
Molecule: messenger RNA, 207 nt
Organism: Oppiella nova
Lineage: Eukaryota; Metazoa; Arthropoda; Arachnida; Sarcoptiformes; Oppiidae
Source: the annotation of a GenBank genome assembly